AUGCUGCUGGCUGUUCUGCUGCUGUUGCUGCCCCUCCCAGACCCAUGGUCUGCCCGUGGGCACCCUCUGUACAUGCGCCUGCCCCCCAGCACACUGCAAGUUCUGUCGGCCCAAGGGACCCAGGCUUUGCAGGCUGCACAGAGGAGUGCCCGGUGGGCGGUGCAGCGGGUGGCUAUGGAGAUCCAGCACAGACUGCAUGAGUGCCAAGCUUCAGGACCUCGGGGUCCCAGGCCUCAAGUUCCCCUACUCCAGGACCCACCUGAGUCAGGGUCGUGUGGCCAGCGGCGCCCAGGAACCACCAACGUGACGCGGGCCCAAGGCCGCAUCGUGGGGGGCAGCGCGGCGCCGCCAGGGGCCUGGCCCUGGCUGGUGAGGCUGCAGCUCGGAGGGCAGCCUCUGUGCGGCGGCGUCCUGGUGGCGGCGUCCUGGGUGCUCAGCGCCGCGCACUGUUUCGUGAGCGCCCAGAACGAGCUUCUGUGGACGGUGACGCUGGCCGAGGGGUCCCGGGGCGAGCAGGCCGAGGAGGUGCAGGUGAACCGUAUCUUGCCCCACCCCAAGUUUGACCCGCAGACCUUCCACUACGACCUGGCCCUGGUGCAGCUGUGGACGCCCGCGAGUCCGGCGGGGCCCGCGCGCCCCGUGUGCCUUCCCCAGGCGCCCCGGGAGCCCCCCGCCGGCACCGCCUGCGCCAUUGCGGGCUGGGGGGCCCUCCGCGAAGAUGGGCCUGAGGCUGGGGCGGUGAGGGAGGCCCGCGUGCCCCUGCUCAGCACAGAGACCUGCCGAAAUGCCCUGGGGCCCGGGCUGCGCCCCAGCACCAUGCUCUGUGCCGGCUACCUGGUGGGGGGCAUCGACUCGUGCCAGGGUGACUCUGGAGGCCCCCUGACCUGUUCUGAGCCCGGCCCUCGCCCCAGGGAGGUGCUGUACGGAGUCACCUCCUGGGGGGACGGCUGCGGGGAGCCGGGGAAACCCGGGGUCUACACCCGCGUGGCCGUGUUCAGAGACUGGCUCCUGGAGCAGAUGAACGCGGCCCCCUCCAGCCGCGAGCCCAGCUGCAGGGAGCUUCUGGACGGAGACCCGCCAGACGAGCCGCUGGCUGUCGCGGCCUCUGCCUGCGCCUUCUACGCGCGCUCGUGCGCUGGGUCCGGCGGCGCCUGUGCACACCAGGCGCACCAACAGUGCCUGCAGCGCCGGCGGCGAUGCGAGCUGCGUUCCCUGGCGCACACUCUGCUGGGCCUGCUUCGGGACGCCCAGGAGCUGCUCGGCCCGCGCCCGGGGCUGCGACGCCUGGCCCCGGCCCGCCCUGCGCCGUCGCUGUGGGAGCCACUAGGGCACCCUGCCCGCGAGCGGCGACGGCAGCGAGGAUCGCUGGCUGCCGGCGCUCGCUCCCCUAGACGGAGACCAGAGCCGCGCCGGGAAGGGAACGGCUGCCCUGGGCUGGAGCCCCUGCGACAGAAGCUGGUGGCCCUUCAAGGCACCCAUGCCUGGAUCCUGCGGGUGCCCUCUGAGCGCCUGGCCAUGGACUUCCACGAGGUCCUGGCCGAUCUGGGUUCCAAGACGCUGAGUGGGCUCUUCCGUGCCUGGGUGCGGGCAGGCCUGGGGGGCCGGCACCUGGUCUUCGGUGGCCUGGUAGGCCUGGAGCCGGCCACGCUAGCGCGGAGCCUCCCCUGGCUGCUGGCCCAGGCCCUGCAGGCCUUCCGCUUGGCAGCUCAGGCAGAGGGAGAGCUGGAGGGACCCUGA
Trichechus manatus latirostris (Florida manatee) is the source of this 1737-nucleotide messenger RNA. It is a transcript of the gene PRSS56, whose product is annotated as serine protease 56. Gene Ontology annotation, molecular function: serine-type endopeptidase activity. Gene Ontology annotation, biological process: proteolysis. Lineage: Eukaryota; Metazoa; Chordata; Mammalia; Sirenia; Trichechidae. The record is from RefSeq and is a predicted model, not a curated record. The coding region runs from base 1 to 1737 and encodes 578 amino acids. The transcript is spliced from 13 exons.